This is a messenger RNA of Cinclus cinclus, 5271 nucleotides long. It is a transcript of the gene CCP110, whose product is annotated as centriolar coiled-coil protein 110. The transcript has 15 exons. NCBI's taxonomy places the organism in Eukaryota, Metazoa, Chordata, Aves, Passeriformes, Cinclidae. The record is from RefSeq and is a predicted model, not a curated record. Gene Ontology annotation, biological process: centriole replication; centrosome duplication; regulation of cytokinesis. Bases 37 to 3090 code for a protein of 1017 amino acids. Gene Ontology annotation, cellular component: centriole.
CGUUGGGGCAGCGCCGCUCCGAGCAGCUUAGAUAACAUGAAGAUGGAGGACUAUGAAAUAUUCUGUAGGAAGCAUCUUUCCAGAAUCCAAGAAGAGACAACAAAAGGAGAAACCUCUUUGACCAUUCAGAACAAAAAUGUGUCUCUCAUUCAGUUCUGCGGAGUCCCUGUGCUUUCCCCUCUGCUUAGUCUUGAAAAGAAAAAGGAAAUACAGCAGUAUAAGGAGAAAGCACUGGAGCUAGAGACCAGGAAAUGGAAGUCCCAGAAAAAAGCUUUAUUGAAUCGUGUUCAGGAGAUCGUAGAGAAUGUCCAGAUGAAGAAAGGACUUAGUAUGAGUGACAUGAACACAUCGAAGGCUGAGAGUUCUUGCCCUGAUUUGGAUUCAAAGGCUUUGACUGACUGCACAGCUCUAUCAGAUGUCAAUUCAGCAUAUUCUCCUGAAGAACACGGUUCCAUGGAGCUGGGGAAGACACCAGAACUUAGACCAUCAGAUAGUGCAGGGCAUGUAUCACACAUGACAUCAAGUGUGACAGAAGUAGUUAAAGCAACAGAAGAAAAUGUUUCUUCAAAGCCAGGUGAGAGUCUCUUCUCAGAAGACGCGCCGUGUCCGAGGGCCGCAUCUCCUGACAAGGUGUGUAACAAGCUCCCAUCUCACGCUCUGCAGAAGCAGGAGGGACGAGUGGGGUCACCAUCGGAUGAAGAUGUCCAAGAUCCAUGUGUAAUGAGUCUUCAGAACCUGAUAAAGAAGUCUAGGGAGUACAUAGAGAAAGAGCAAAGCAAGCGUACCUCAAAAAGCAAUUCAAAGAGGAGUACGAGUGAAAGUCAUUCGGAUAAAGAAAAUGAUGGUGUUAAAACAACUGACUCUGUGAAAGAGAGGGCAAAGUUUAUGGGCAGAAGUUGCACUGCUCAGAUGCUUGAUAAACCCAGUCUUAAUAAAUCAAAUACCCUUCUCCAAGGUGCUUCUAUUCAUACAAAUAACACAAGUAUAUCCACUUUAUCCAGUUUUUCUAAAGUAGACAUACCUAUGAGAGUUGGAACACCCCCUUUGGUGGAUUCAGAUUCAGAUGAGGAGUUGAAAAAGAAUUCAGUGUUUGAGCGUGACAAGAGCACUCUCAGGAGCCUCACAAGCUCUUAUGCCAAAUUGCCAAGCCCAGAGCCAAGCAUGAGCCCUAAAAUGCACCGACGGCGCCCAAGACCUUUAUCCAUGGGACACAUCAUUAUAAACAACCCUGUGAAUGCUUACGAGUUAAGUCCUAAAGGCAAGGGUAGAGCAAUGGAUUUAAUCAUGCAGGAUAUUGCAGAUAAAAACAACGUGUCUGAAUCUGUGCCGAAGUUCAUGGUGGAUUUCACCACAGUUUGCCCUGGCAGAGUUCCUGGUGUCAGCAGGAAUUCCUUGGGCCCUUGUGAUGGGUUGGGGGCUGCCAAACCAAACCGCCAUUCCUUGGGGCUCUUUGAAAGCAGAGGAACAGUGUCAGCUAUGGUGGAAAGACAGGUGGUGAUGGACCAUAGCAGAGGGCCAUAUAAAGUAGAGAGCAGUACUAGUAUGGCGCCUCCAAAAGUGAAUGAGUCCCUUGCCAUCAGUCAGUCUGCAGUGACACAGAAGGUCCUGGCUGGGAAUGAAAUGAAACCAGCUACUUUGCCAGAAAACACUAAAUGUAAUUCUCCAGUGGAACUCAAUAAAUCAUAUGAUGUGGAAAAUCCAUCUCCACUACUAAUGCAGGGCAAGAAUAUGCGACAGCAGAUGGAUAAUACUCCAAGUGUUUCCUCAGCAAAUGAGCAGUUCCCAGAAAAUUUUGAAAAGGUAAAACGUAGACUUGAUUUGGACACCGACAACUGCCAAAAAGAAAACAGUUCCUGUGUUCUAGGAGUUGCAGUGGAAGAACAAGAGAAGCAGUGGUUGCAAGAACAGAAAUAUCCUGUGGGAUCAGUUUACAUUGCCAAUAAUGCAGUCCUUGAAAAUAUGGCGAAAGAAGAUAUUUUAAAAACAAAAAUGCUGGCCUUUGAAGAAAUGAGAAAGAGACUAGAAGAACAGCAUGCACAACAGCUAUCAAUUCUGAUAGCUGAACAAGAGAGAGAACAGGAGAAGUUGCAGAAGGAACUGGAAGAGCAGGAGAGAAAGUUGAAAGGAAAGAAGGUUACUACAACGGAAAUAGAAAUUUCCAAAGUGAAUAUUAACAGUAGGAUGGAGUUGGAGUGGAGGAAAAAAAGUGAAAGUGGCUUGCUGGAAAAUGUGCAGUCUCAGCUGGAGACAGUCCACAACACAAACUCCACCAGCAUUGGUUUUGCUCAUACAACACCCAACACCUUUUCUUCAACAAGUGAAACUUCAUUCUAUCUCUGGGGACCAUCAGGUAGUGGAGUUAUAAAAACCUCAGUAUGCAGGCCAAGUAACAGGAUCAAAACCAGGUGGACUCAGGUUUUCAGUCCAGAGAUACAAAUGAAGUUCGACAAGAUCACUGCAGUGGCAAAGGGAUUUCUCACUCGUAGACUCCUGCAGACAGAAAAACUGAAACAUCUUAAGCAAACUGUAAAAGAUACUCUGGAGUUCAUAGAAAAUUUUCAGUCUGAAGCCCCAUUGAAAAGAGGAAGUGUGUCAGCACAAGAUGCAUCCCUUCAUGAAAGAGUAGUGGCUCAGCUGCGAGCUGCUCUGUAUGACAUCCAUGACAUCUUUUUCACGGUGGAGGCAUCAGAGAGGAUGAAUAUUCUGCGUCACGAUCGUGAAGUUCGUAAAGAGAAGAUGCUCAGGCAAAUGGAUAAAGUGAAGAGCCCAAGAGAGCGAGUGACACUUUCAACAGCUACACAGAAAUCUCUGGACAGGAAAAAGUACAUGAAGGCUACAGAAAUGGGAAUGCCAAGCAAAAAAAUAAUUAUAAAACAAAAAACUCCUGAAAACCGCAUACUUCAGCCAAACCAAGGACAGAAUGCCCCAGUUCAUAGACUGCUUUGCAGACAAGGAACCCCUAAGACCUCAGUGAAUGGGGUUGAGCAAAAUAGAAGGAAGGCCUCAGGGAGCAGAGUGUCUUACAAGGCUGUUUCAGGAGCAUAUGCAGGAAGAACCCAAAGAAAGAAGCCAAAUGUUGUGACAAUUUAAGAAGACAGCAUUCACUGGGAUAAAAUGGCUGUGUUUUAAUGAUGGCAUUCUCAGCCCUGAUUUUUAAUGUUGCAUCUUCUUUACAUAUAUGUAUAUUCAGACAUUAUAUACCUACUUUGCAAUUUUCAGAUGACACAUUAACACAAUCAUAUUGAAAUUGCUUUGAAGCUCUAAUGCUUGUGGGAAAAUUGCAUGUUAGAACUUGUGUACAGACUAGUCUUAAUAUAUAAAAGAUUCAUAAUCUUGUUUAUUUAAAGACUACCACAGGGCAAUAUGAAGGUAAUUUGUGACUUUUUCACACUUUCUAAUUCUAGUAUCUGACAUAUGCUUUUUGCAUUACUUAAAUUGCAAUUUCUGUGUAUGAGUGCCACCAUAAGUAAGUCAAGGGUAUGUAUUUAGUUUCAUACCAUGAAGUUAAAGCAGCUAAAUGUGAACAAAAACCCCAAAGUUAAUUUAAACAGAGCUGAGCUUUCAAGUUAGUGAAUUUGUCAGUAGCUGUUUGGAAUGUACUUUAUGUAGGAAUGAGAUCAGCUCAGUUUCUGUACUAAAGGCCUUUUACCAAAUGUUUUGCAUUUCUGCUGAGCUGAACAGAUGUGGCCCAGAUUUAGUGCUGUGCUGAUGGCCAUACUUACACUGACCAAACCAAAACUGUGCAUUUAUGUGUGUGGUAGAUCAAACCACUUUACUGAAAGAGCCCUGGGUUUUUAUUGCCCUCUAUCUACUGCAUUUUUUAAUGGAAACAACACCUGUCCAGUAUGGAGAUGUGUAUGGUCUACAAAAAACUUCAGAAGGUAAGAUUUUAACUGUUUUACCAUUUCAGACUUAAUUAUUUCAGUCUGUAAUAGUAAUUCAGAUAUGUUAUAUUUAAUUGAUGACACUUGCAGUUUUUCUGAGCAGUUUAUCUUUUGCUGUGAUCUAACAGGCCCUUAUACUGAAGUAAUGAUUUCUGCAGGUGGGGAAUACCAAUCAAAUCCCAACACUUUCAUAUUUAUGAAUAUUUAACAUUAAAAGAUCAUGGUCAUAUUUUACCUUAGUCUUCCAGCAUGGAUAUUAUCCAUCAACUUGAGGAGAGCAUAAUUCUCCUUCUUUUAAUGAACUUGAGACAUGAUAUUAACAAAGUUCUGGAGAGAAAAGCUUGUUUGUAUAAUCUUUGCAGAUUGCAAAUUUGCAUAAAGAUUGCCAGAAUGUAAAUUAGGUUAUAUUUUGUUACUUUCCCAGUAUCAAUACAACACACUAAACUUUGGAGGCUUUGUAAUGUGUUGACAUGAAUGUAAGAGAAAAAAGACUAACUGAAAAUUUCAUUGUGGUAAAUAGCACGAAAGAGGAACAUUAACAAUGGCAUGAGGCCAGUACCUUCAUGGUCAGUGAUGAGUGGCUUGGCUUGACUGUGGCACCAGGCUGUGGCUUUUAUCUACCACCAAGUCUUUAUACCAGGCACUAAGUUACAAUUUGCAUGCUUGGAAAAUGGCAAAAAACACUGCCCAAGCAUUUUGAAGAAUGACACUGCUCCAUUUGUUGGAAAGCCUGGGGCCAGGGGCCUUAAUGGUGUAAACGUAAGAGUUUACACCAGUGGAAGAACCACCUCCUUCAUACAAAUACUGUGGUGCUUUAAAAUCUCACUUGUAAUACAGAAAAUGCCCGAGACAAGUUUUCUUGUUCACCCGGUGGCCAUCAAAGCUGUGUUUUAGUUCCCAGCUUUGCUUAGGAAUGGAAAAUCUCGGGAGGGGAAGAAUUUCCAGUGACAAGAGUCACCUGUGUAAAAGGUGACAAAAGGUGCUGUUGAUAUGGCAGCACUAAAGAAUGAUGUUUUUAUUGGGUGUUUUAUGUGCUGUAUUUGUUAUUAGCAUAGGCAAUAUGUUGAUGCACAGAUAGGUUUAGUGUGUUAGUAGAAGUGAAUGUUUCCCUUCUCUAGGGUUUCACAUCUAAACCUCUUGUUCUUCAAGCAUGUUUCCAGUGUGUAAUAAAGCAUUAUAGCACAAGGUUUGUUUUUUUUUUAACUUUCAUGAGGCCUUUCUCUUUACAAGUGCCAGAAUUUGGUUUUGUACUUGCUGUUUUGUAUUUAUACAUAUUUAUCAUUUUAUUUUGUGUGGAAUUGCGAUACCAUUACAAAAGUCUAUUUAUUUUUGUACUUUGUUUCGUUUUCACCAGUCUCGCUUAUUACCUGAAGCAUUCUGCACAAUA